Molecule: messenger RNA, 1732 nt
Organism: Morus notabilis
Lineage: Eukaryota; Viridiplantae; Streptophyta; Magnoliopsida; Rosales; Moraceae
Product: squamosa promoter-binding-like protein 14
Exons: 3
Coding region: 378-1487 (369 amino acids)
Cellular component (GO): nucleus
Molecular function (GO): DNA binding
Source: RefSeq, a predicted model, not a curated record
UUCGUAAAAGCCUGCCUCUGAAGUCUGUAAGCUCCGUAGAAGUACAUCUGUCUCCCUCUCUGCUUCUUUUUCCUACAUUAUUUUUCAUACACAAAACACAAUACAACACAACACACACACUCUCUCUCUCUCUCCUCUCUUUCUCUCUCUAAGCUGGCAUGGGCCAGUGUCAGGUGUCUGCUUUUCACCACCCCUGCUCCUCCUCCUCCACCCCCUCCUCCUCCUCCACAACACUCACCGUUUCUCUCUUCUCCCCAAAAACACUUUCAUGAACAGAAAAUGGCCUCUCUUUCUCUCUCCUCGUACUAAUAACUACUACUACUACUACUACCACCACUACUACUAACUGCAACAGCAAACCAACAUCGCCGGCGGUCAUGGAAAUCAUGGGUUCGACCUCAUCGGGCGGGUCCUCCUCCAGCGAGUCCCUCAACGGCCUGAAGUUCGGCAAGAAAAUCUACUUCGAGGACGUGGGUCCCACCGGCGCCCCUCCCAAAUCCGGUUCUGGGUCGUCGUCAUCGUCCUCCGCCGCCACGCCGCCGAAGAAGGUCCGGGCCGGGCCGGUCCAGACCGGCCAGCCUCCGAGGUGCCAGGUGGAAGGGUGUAAGGUAGAUCUGAGCGACGCCAAGGCGUAUUAUUCGAGGCACAAAGUUUGCGGUAUGCACUCAAAAUCACCCAAAGUCAUUGUCGCCGGUCUUGAACAGAGGUUUUGCCAGCAGUGUAGCAGGUUUCAUCAGCUUCCGGAGUUUGAUCAAGGGAAACGCAGUUGCCGUCGGCGCCUUGCUGGUCAUAAUGAGCGUCGGAGGAAGCCACCACCUGGAUCGUUACUGUCUACGCGCUAUGAAAGCAGCAGCAGAGUUGGCAGCUUUCUGAUGGACUUCUCAGCGUACCCUAGGCUUGCUGGGAGGAAUGCGUGGGCAACUGCUAGAGUCUCUGAGCGGGUGCCUGGAAACCACGCCACCAUUCCAACAGGAAAGUUUCUUCCUUAUCCAUGGCAGAGCAGCUCUGAGAAUCCUCCAUCCGACCUUUUCCUGCAGGCUUCAGCAUGUGGGACGAGCAUCCCAGCUAGUUAUGGAAUUCCUCCACUGCCUUCGGGAGAAUGCAUUUCAGUAGUUGCAGACUCAAGCUGUGCUCUCUCUCUUCUGUCAAACCAACCAUGGAGCUCCAGAAACCGACCAUCGUCAGGUCUCGAGCUCCAUUCCUUGAUGAAUGCUCAAGGGGCACCUGUGGCUGAACCAACAGCAGCUCCUCAUGGUGGACCUGUCAAUCACUUUCCAACCACUUCUUGGGGCGUAAAGAGUGAUAUGGCUGGUAGCAGUUCACACCAGAUCCUUCCCGACCUUGGCCUCGGUCAAAUCUCGCAGCCUCUUACUAGUCAGUUCUCGGGUGAGCUCGAGCUGUCCCAACAGAGUAGGAGGCCUUUUAUGGAACCUGGACACUCCAGGGAUUUCGACUCCUCCGGUCAGCACAUGCACUGGUCACUCUAGAAUAAGUCUCUUUAACAUAUCUGCAGUUCUAAUGAACUAUUUCGAUCACUUUUGAGGUGUAAGUUGGGAACUUUCUGCAAAAACUUUCUUUUGCUUUGCCCUCUUGUGGGGCAUGACCUUAGACUGACUUUUGGUUCUAUGUUAAUCAUUCAUGUGUGUGAAAAACACUGAUACUCAUGGUGUUAGCCUUGCUUUUUACUUAUCUAAUCGGCCGAGCUCUGUGAUAAUUGAUGCUGUUUUUUGUU